AUGGCGAGUUGCUCCUUCGCUUGCGACCAAGCGACAAGGAGUCUGAGAGCUACACCAGCGGCGACAGCAGCAGCUCUAGCUGUGGUGGCGACCACCCCACUUCUUUCGUCAGGAACACCGACCGCACCCAUUGGGACCGGGUCGUCUUGUCCGGGAGCCAUGUGGCUCUCCACAGCCACUGGCUCCCGGUCAGAUUCUGAGUCCGAUGAGGAGGACCUCCCCGUCGGGGAGGAAGUCUGCAAACGGGGCUACCUGCGGAAGCAGAAGCAUGGGCACAGGCGCUACUUCGUGCUCAAACUCGAGACCGCCGACGCCCCAGCUCGGCUGGAGUACUAUGAAAAUGCCAGGAAGUUCCGGCACAGUGUCCGCGCCGCGGCAGCUGCAGCCGCGGCGGCAGCCUCGGGCGCCGCGUUCCCCGCGCUCAUUCCACCGCGGCGCGUGAUCACCCUGUACCAGUGCUUCUCGGUGAGCCAGCGAGCCGACGCAAGGUACAGACAUCUCAUCGCCCUUUUCACCCAGGACGAGUACUUCGCUAUGGUGGCCGAGAACGAGUCGGAGCAAGAGAGCUGGUACUUGCUGCUCAGCCGCCUCAUCCUCGAGAGCAAACGCCGCCGCUGCGGCACGCCUGGCGCGCCGCUGGAUGGAGGGCCGGCCGCGCUGGCGUCCGCAGCGGCGGCGGAGCCACCCUUCUACAAAGAUGUGUGGCAGGUAAUAGUCAAGCCCAGGGGGCUGGGGCAUAGAAAAGAGCUGAGCGGCGUGUUCCGGCUCUGUCUUACCGACGAGGAGGUUGUGUUUGUGAGGCUGAACACCGAAGUGGCCAGCGUGGUCGUCCAGCUCCUGAGCAUCCGUCGCUGCGGGCACUCGGAGCAGUACUUCUUCUUGGAAGUCGGCAGGUCCACGGUCAUCGGUCCGGGGGAAUUGUGGAUGCAGGUCGAUGACUGUGUGGUGGCCCAAAACAUGCACGAGCUCUUUUUGGAGAAGAUGAGAGCCUUGUGUGCAGACGAAUACAGAGCCCGCUGCCGCAGCUACAGCAUCAGCAUUGGCGCCCACCUGUUAACCCUGCUGUCCACUAGGAGGCACCUGGACAUGCUGCCUCUCGAGCCCAGCGGCUGGCUCAGAAGGUCCCGCUUUGAACAGUUUUGCCACCUCCGGGCCAUCGGUGACGGGGAAGACGAGAUGCGCCUCACCAGACGCUACGUAACACCCAGCGAGCCUGUGCCCCAUUCCAGACGAGGAAGACUACACCUGCCCAGAGCGCGUAGGUCCAGGAGAGCGGUUUCAGUGCCAGCCAGCUUUCUUCGCAGCCAAGCACCCAGCCUGGUGCGUACCCCGCCCCCUGCAGAAGACCCCAGCCACAGAGCUUGCCUGUCUCCUGAAGCACCUGGUUCCGGCUCCUGCAACUCUAGGAAUGAAAGCAUUCCUCAGGGCCAAGAGGGCCAGGAAGGAAACGGAGGAGGUGACUACAUGCCCAUGGACAACUGGGGCUCAGGACAUGGCCAGAGCUCAGGAGGGGGCCAGAGUUCAACUGGCCAAGGUUCCAGCAGCCAGAGCUCAGGAGGAAACCAGUGCUCAGGCAGGGGGCAGGACUCCGGAGGUGGCCAGGGCUCAGGGGGCCAGGGUGCAGGAGGAAGUCAGUGCUCAGGAGGUGGCCAGGGCACCGGAGGUGGGCGAGGCUCAGGCAGUGGCCAGGGAGCCGGUGGUGGUCACAGCUCAGGCAGUGGCCAGGGAGCUGGUGGAGGUCAUGGCUCAGGCAGUGGCCAGGGACCAGGAGAUGGCAAUGGCUCAGGUGGUGGCAAAGACUCCAGAUGGGGCAAAGGCUCAGGAAGUGGUAAAGGCUCCGAUGGCAAUGGUGAACGCAGGAAAUCGCUGAAAAAAAGAUCCUACUUUGGCAAAUUAACUCAAAGCAAGCAACAUCAAAUGCCACCACCUCCACCUCCACCUCCGCCAGGUGGAGCAACUGGUGGAAAAGGGAAGCCUGGAGGAAGGUUCCGACUUUAUUUUUGUGCUGACAGAGGAGCCACAAAAGAACACAAAGAAACCAAAGAAGUCAAAGAUGCAGAGUCCUCAGAUGGUGCAGCUGGGGGUCCCCCAAAAGCCAGAGCUUUUGAUGAAGAUGAGGAUGACCCAUACAUGCCAAUGAGGCCAGGGGUGGCUGCCCCUCUUGCAAGCUCCAGUGAUUAUAUGCCGAUGGCUCCUCAAAAUGUUUCUUCUUCAAGAAACCUCCACUCUCGAUCCCCUUUUGAAGAUUCAAGAGGGUACAUGAUGAUGUUUCCCAGAGUGAGCCCACCACCAGCCCCCAGUCCUCCAAAAGCAUCCGAUCCUGAUAAAGAGGAUGACUCUAAGGACAAUGACAGUGACGGUGAUUACAUGUUUAUGGCUCCUGGAGCCGGUGCAGUUCCAAAAAACCCCAGAAAUCCUCAGGGCGACUCUUCCUCCAAAAGUUGGAGCUCCUACUUCUCUCUGCCAAAUCCUUUUCGGAGCUCCCCGUUGGGACAGAGUGACCACAGUGAGUAUGUACCAAUGUUAUCUGGAAAACUGGAGAAGGGCCCAGACAAAGAAACCCUGUCUAUCGGGGGCCCCAAAGAUGUAGCCUCAAAGCCUUCAGUUGAGGGCUCAUUCUCAAGGCCUGGAGAUGGGGGGUCACCUUCAAAGACUUCAGAUGAUGAGUCCCCCAAGAACAAGGCUAAGCGUCUUAACCGACUUUCUUUUAUUGCAAAGGGAAAUAAAAUCAAGCCAAUACCACAACAGCCCACAUACGAGCAGAAAGAGGCUGAUAGCUCUAGUGACUAUGUCAAUACUGACUUCACUGAAAGAAAUAGCAAUAUGCUAGCCCCCUUUACUCAAGGACUGCCACAUUCCUGGGGCAUAGUUGCUGACCCCCGACAGUCGGCCUUUUCUCGUUAUGUGAAUGUUGAGUUCAGAGUGCCAUUUCAAAAUCUAGCAAACGACCUCUCAAACCUUUUAAGAGCUAUUCCAGGUGCCAACCUCUUCUCUCUGGAUGGUGCUAGGUGGCCACUUCUGCCUCUUCUUCCCAGUGCUACAGGGAGCAAUGCUAAUGAGGAAGAGUGUGACUACAUUGAUGUGAUUUUCAACCCAGCAAUGACACCAGCCGUGCCUUUUGCUGACAGGGCCAUUCGCUACGAUGCUGAAACAGGUCGCAUCUAUGUGGUCGACCCAUUUUCUGAGUGCUGUAUGGACAUUUCUGUCUCCCCCAGCCGCUGCUCUGAACCACCACCUGUAGCUAGGCUGCUGCUGCAGGAAGAAGAGCUCGAGAGAAGACACCCACAAAGUCGCUCUCGAGGUUUCUUUGCCUCUGCCAGCGCCGCUGUCUCGGCUUUCCCAACCGACAGCCUGGACAGAGACCUCUAUGCCUCCUUAGCCUCCGCUGCCGCUGCGGUCCUUGUGCCAACCUUUGCCGUGGGCCGGGCUUUAGCCAUUGCCUCCGUCCUCGUUGUGGCCCCGGGCAUUGGCGCAGCAGCCCUCGGCUUUGACGCCGCCAUUGGAUUUAACUCCGCCUCUGUCCGCUGUUUCCAACCUGUUACUAAUGCUGCUGGUGCCGAAGCGGUAAGGGGUGCCCAGGUCGUUGCCGGUGCCUGGAAUCCUAGAGCCCCAAACCCAUCUUCGGACCUUGCCGGAGGUGAGAACCUGGCUGGCGGCGCUGCAGCUGCAGCUGCUACUCCCCCACCAUCACCUGGCCGCUGGGUGCCGAGACCACCAGAGCGAGAAGAUUCUGACGAUGAUGACGACGACACGUACGUGAGGAUGGACUUUGCCAGACCUGACAACAAGAAAUUCGACUCUCCCCAAAGAGAGUGAUUACAUUGCCACAAAAACACCUUUUAGAAGAAAAAGGAUGCUUAUGAAAUAUCAUCUUUGUCUACUCC
Molecule: messenger RNA, 3884 nt
Organism: Hipposideros armiger (great roundleaf bat)
Lineage: Eukaryota; Metazoa; Chordata; Mammalia; Chiroptera; Hipposideridae
Gene: IRS4
Product: insulin receptor substrate 4
Exons: 2
Coding region: 1-3816 (1271 amino acids)
Biological process (GO): insulin receptor signaling pathway
Cellular component (GO): plasma membrane; cytosol
Molecular function (GO): insulin receptor binding; phosphatidylinositol 3-kinase binding
Source: RefSeq, a predicted model, not a curated record